Molecule: messenger RNA, 1962 nt
Organism: Calliphora vicina (urban bluebottle blowfly)
Lineage: Eukaryota; Metazoa; Arthropoda; Insecta; Diptera; Calliphoridae
Exons: 3
Coding region: 156-1763 (535 amino acids)
Molecular function (GO): DNA binding
Source: RefSeq, a predicted model, not a curated record
GAACAAACGAUGAGAACGACGACAGUCAGUGAAAAAUGACGAACUGUGGCAAAGACAAAAAGUAAAAAGUGUUUGGCAAAAAAUAUUAUAAACUUUUCUUAAAAAUCUAUUGUUCUUAAUUUGUCCGACAACAUCAAGCACCUGCAUUUGCCAAAAUGGUUUUCAAUAUUUUAUUCAAGGAUCGUGUAACAAAGCCCCAGAAAAAGAUGCUAAUCACUCUGUUGAGGGAGACCAAAUACAUGGAGGGCAAAAAAGAAAAAGAAUGGUAUUGGGAAAAGAUUCAGGAAGCCUUGAAUAAAAUUGGGCCUAAAAAGACUAUAAUACAGUGGAAAAAAUGCUGGCGCGAUAUGCGUCUAACAACACGUAAGAAACUAGCUGAGCUAAAGCGGUGUCAAAUGGCCGGUGGCUCUCCACCGCCCGGAAUUGAACUUAGCCAAGAGGAUAACGAUAUUAUAGAUAUUGUCGGCACCGAAUAUUUUUAUGAAGAAAUGAACGGAGAGCUAAAACCCGAGAACUUCAUGUCAGGUUUUGACUAUGUUCCCGAACACUUCUGUGAUGCCAUAUUGACUGCUGCCGCUGUAUCAAGUGGUCAACAGCAACAUAUGCAACAUCAAAAAGAGCAGCAUGCAGCUCAGCAGCAACAACAGGACCAUCAUACAAACGAUGGAGAAACUAAUGAUGCUCCAGGAUCUUCGAAUCACACCGACACACAAGCCGGUGCAUUCGGACAGGCCGGAGUAUCUCAGAUGACAGGCCAUAAUGGCGACCAUUCGAAUUCGACCGGGACUUUGCAACAGCACAAUAUAAUGCCACCACAUCCAGCAUUCUCUGGAGGCUUGCAUCCUCAUCUUAUGCGAAGGCAACAACAUGCCACGGCUGCAUUUCACCGUGAAGCUGCCUUUGAGGAGAAAUUACUGCAGUUCAUGCAGGAUGCCUUUCCCAAAAAGAGUAAAAAACGAAAAAGUCGUGAUCCCGACAAACUCUUUCUGUUAUCACUUUAUGAGGAAAUCAAACGAGUGCCGGAAGACAUACGACUGGACGUAAAGGCCGAACUCAUCCAGGUACUUAAGAAGUAUCAGAAAAAAGCACCAGUGAAACAAGAAAAAACCCAUCACACUCACACACAAUCAUCUUCGAGUUCUGGAAAAUCUUCUGGGAAUACAACACCCAACGAUAAAAUUCAACUUCCACAGCACACGCAACUCUCGCACAGCAUGUAUCAAUUGCAGAAGAAGUAUGACAAAAGUGAAAAAGAGCCCUCGCCCCAAUCACAGGCAGAUCGUGUGCAACAACACGCAAGAGAACAAACAUCCACGACCACUGUGGCGCUGCAUGCUCCCCAACAAAUUCACACACUUUUCCAACUGCAAAAGAAGUAUGAAGAAACAACCGCUGAAAAGGUCCAUCAACAGAACGAGCAACGUAAACAUGUCGAUGCCGCCCACCAGCAACACCAGGCAGCUCAUCAGCAACCACCGCCUCCUCCGCCUUCCAACGAACAACACCUUCAUCAUCCACAAAUGCCGCACGGCAUAAUGUUUCCCCUACCCCAGAUACGUAACGAACAGCCAGGAGCUCAACAACAACAUCACACCCACAAUCCCCACCAACAGCCCCAGCAAAGCCAGCAUCCACACCAACAAACACAACAACAGCAGCAGCAACAGCAGCAUCAUCCUCCUUCAAUAUUCGGCAACUCGACUACUUCAGCACCCGGCAUGAGUACAGAUCGUCCCGCAAUGCCCUACGAGAAUGUCGGAUGAAUGUGGAGUCGUUUGUGGGAGGCCGCCUGGGAAGUUAGAUUUCCCCUGACGGCGGUACCCUUAUUAGAAAAUAGCACUAAUAUUAAUAAUGAUCCUGAAUAGACACGAUCGAAAAAUAUUAUUAAAAAUGGAAAACAAACGUAAAAUAUGUAUACUGACCUUUAAUUGUUUAUUCAAUAUUAAAACAAAAAAAAAAUAA